AUGCUAUCCUCCAUCAUACUAACUGGUAGAAAGCAAUUGGGGAACUGUAUAGGAAGAGGGCAAUUUGGUUCUGUCUAUAGAGCGCUUGAUUUAUCUUCAGGGGAAAUUGUUGCUGUCAAAAGCAUAAAGCUAGAAGAUGAAUCGCUUUAUGCUGAAAUUAUGAAAGAAGUCAAUAUCCUCAAGACGCUCUCUCAUGCCAAUGUGAUAAAAUACAUUGGGUUUAUUUCUACUGAACAAUAUCUCAACAUCGUACUUGAGUAUGCAGAGAAUGGGUCUCUUAUAUCUACACUAAAGGCUUUUGGAGCAUUUCCAGAGAAACUAGUAGCUUCUUUUUGUGCCAAGAUACUCAAAGGUCUUGAUUACUUGCAUGAUAAUCAAGUCGUUCAUUGUGACUUGAAGGCUGCCAAUAUCUUGACGACAAAGACAGGAGAUGUCAAGUUGACUGAUUUUGGUGUCUCAUUAAACCUUAAAUUAAAAGCAGUGGACGCAGAUACUAUAUCUGGUACACCUAAUUGGAUGGCACCUGAAGUGAUUGAAUUAAAAGGAGCAACUACCAAAUCAGACAUUUGGUCCUUGGGUUGUACUCUCAUUGAAUUAGUCACUGGUAAACCACCUUAUAGUGACAUGUUAGCCAUGUCUGCCAUGUUUCGUAUUGUUGAGGAUGACUAUCCACCCUUACCAGAUACUAUUUCUCAAGACAUGCAUGAGUUUUUACUAUGUUGCUUUCAAAAAGACCCUGAAAAGAGAUCCUCAAGCAAACAACUGUUACAGCAUCCUUGGAUUCUCAAAAACCAACGAAAGAAAAAGAUAGCAGUCAAAGGACAACAUGAUAUGGAGCCUACAAAAAAGCCGCUUGUGAGUUCUAAUCAUCAAACAAGAUAUUAUUCAUUGAAUUCAACUACAUUUGAUGAUAACAAUCAUCAUCAAUUCAUACAAACCUCCUUUGGGAAAGAGUGUAAAGUAUGUAAUGAAAUCAUGAGCAAUAGCUCUUUGUUUUGUGAAGUGUGUUCCCUUGUGUGUCAUAAAGAAUGUAAAAAAAUGUCUUUUUCAUGUCCACCCAAGGUCAAGGAUCAACAACCUUCUUAUGAUGUAAGUGAAUUGUAUUUUAUAUAA
Messenger RNA from Gilbertella persicaria, 1113 nucleotides. RefSeq names its product kinase-like domain-containing protein. NCBI's taxonomy places the organism in Eukaryota, Fungi, Mucoromycota, Mucoromycetes, Mucorales, Choanephoraceae. The transcript is spliced from 5 exons. Gene Ontology annotation, molecular function: ATP binding; protein kinase activity. Gene Ontology annotation, biological process: protein phosphorylation. The record is from RefSeq and is a predicted model, not a curated record. The coding region runs from base 1 to 1113 and encodes 370 amino acids.